AAAUUUGCAAUAAAAAAUUAUCCGUUUCUAUACAGUGGAUUAGAAAAAAUUAAGGAAAGUGAAAAGGUGGAUGUGAUAAUCCAACCAUGGUUAGGUGGGGGGUCUAACGAUGGUUAGGAAUCCAGUUUAUAUAAGAGCCUCCGCAUGCGAGUAUACAUUUAAGCAGAAUAGGAAAAGAUGAUGAUGAUGACCGGCGAUCAUACACGGUCGAAUCGGACCGUCCAAAUCCCAUCCUGGGAUUACAAUUACCCGGAGGAUCCGACGGCGCAGAUUUACUCUCCCAUCAACGGUCCAGAUGCUCCCUCAGAUUACAAAAAGGUAUUGGCGGCGCUGCAGCGCUACCUGCCGUCUAACAAAGAGGACGCCGCCGUUCCGGCGGAGGAUGGAUGCUCGGAGUUCGAUUUUCCGGUGGAUGCGUUUUCGUGUGACAGCUUUCGGAUGUUCGAUUUUAAGGUGAAGAAAUGCGGUUUUUCUAGAUCGCACGAUUGGACUGAAUGUCCGUUUGCGCAUCCCGGCGAGAAGGCGCGCCGCCGCGAUCCGAGGAGGUACAGCUAUUCCGGCAGCUCAUGUCCUGAUUUUCGGAAAGGAGUUUGUAAGAAAGGCGAUUCGUGUGAUUACGCACACGGCGUAUUCGAGUGCUGGCUUCAUCCUUCCCGCUACCGUACGCAGCUCUGCAAGGACGGGAUCCACUGCCGCCGGCGUGUCUGUUUUUUCGCUCACACGCCGGAGCAGCUCCGCGUGCUACCGAGUUCCGACGAGUCACCGGUUCGACUCGGUCAGGAUUCGUUCGCUUCUACACCUUCCGGUUCGCCUUUAUACCGGUCCUCACCGGUUCUUUACUCCCCUCCUCUAUCGUCGCCGGCGACCGGAUCGCCGCCGGUUUCUCCGACGCUUAACCAACUCAGUGAGUCGAUGCGGCGUCUCGAAUUCAAUAGGAAGAAAAUGGGUAUCGGGUUGAGUGGUAGCCCGCCGGGUUGGGGUCUCGGGCAGGGUCCAUUUACAACCCGACCCAAAUUCACCAGCCUACCGACAACUCCCGUUCGGACUCAAUUUCGGGGCGGGCUAAGCCCAUUUGAAAUAUUUGGAUCUUCUUGGGAAGAAGAGCCGGCUUUGGAAAGGGUAGAAUCUGGGAAACAGCUGCGCGAGAGGAUAUAUGCAAAACUCGUUGAAGAGAACUCACUGGACCGAUUCGUGCGGGAAAACUCGGUUGGCGGGUCGGGUUCUCAAUGGCCCGGCCCAGAGUAAGUGGAGAGUACUAUGAUCAUGUAGAGGGACGUAUGUAAGUAUGGGUAUUCGGGUCAAGUUCAUUAACCAUUUCGUUUUUCUUUUUUUGUACAUGAUAAGUUUGAGUAUGGCAGCUAUGUUGCAUUAUAUAAAUAAUUUUUAAAGUAUAUUUAUAGUGUUUUAUAACUCA
Messenger RNA from Andrographis paniculata, 1414 nucleotides. RefSeq names its product zinc finger CCCH domain-containing protein 23-like. The transcript has a single exon. The record is from RefSeq and is a predicted model, not a curated record. Gene Ontology annotation, molecular function: metal ion binding. NCBI's taxonomy places the organism in Eukaryota, Viridiplantae, Streptophyta, Magnoliopsida, Lamiales, Acanthaceae. Bases 178 to 1245 code for a protein of 355 amino acids.